Molecule: messenger RNA, 2043 nt
Organism: Notothenia coriiceps (black rockcod)
Lineage: Eukaryota; Metazoa; Chordata; Actinopteri; Perciformes; Nototheniidae
Gene: cenpn
Product: centromere protein N
Exons: 10
Coding region: 127-1158 (343 amino acids)
Biological process (GO): chromosome segregation; CENP-A containing chromatin assembly
Cellular component (GO): nucleoplasm
Source: RefSeq, a predicted model, not a curated record
UUGUUUGGAUUUCUUCUCCUGCUACACUGCAAGCUGUACGGAUUCAACAGUUUAAUUAAAAAAACGAUCCAAUAAAAAACGAUCCAAUAAAACUGCUAAUAUUAUAGCAUUAUUAUCUGAGGAAGGAUGGAUGAAUCUAAGAAACGCCUAGUGCAGCGUAUCAUUAGAAGGAUACCGGCUAAAAUGCUGAAAACAACGCUGGAGAAGUGGGGCCGUUUGAACGGGGAACAGCAGCGGGCCAUGGAUAGCAUUCAGUCAAAAUGGGCGUUAACGGAAAGCCUACUCGAUAUUUGCGAGGAAAACGAGUUGGCAGUUAAACACCUCGCAGAACUCGAGAUGAUUUAUAUGAUAAACAAUCCAGACCAAGGGAUGUGGUAUGCCUUCCAGCUUACCGACCCUGGAGAUGAGGCUCAAUCUGUAGAUCUGAUGCAGUUCAGGGAACAAUUUAAAUCUCACCUAAAAGAACUUGUGAGAGAAGUGUCCGUCAAAAUAAAAAAACACACAGAUGAAGCCGUUUGGAUUCGGAUUGCAUGGGGAGACGCCUACUCUCGCCCCGACCAUCUCAAACCAACAUAUGUUGUCCACUAUCUUCAAACACCAUAUGUCUUUGUGACCCGUUUGACUUCAAAGCAAAAGCCCAUGUUAUCCCAGGCCAUGGUUCUGUCCACCAGGUAUCAAUAUUUCAAGGAUGCCAACCUCAGUGGCCGGAAUCUCACUGCCAUUAGGGACCUGCUGAUGAGGAAAUAUCAACAGGUCUUCCCUACCAAGUAUCUCAGCCCUCUCACAGAAAGAAAACAAACAAACCCACACAUAGAAAGAGAACAAGCUAAGCCUGCAGCAAACAGACUUCAGAUGGCCUGUGAGGCCUUUGGUGGUGGGACGUUACCUCAGCUACAGUCUGCAGUUUACAAGCUGGAGACAAAGUUCAGAGACCACACCAACACACUCAUGACGGAGCGAGAGGAGCCCUUCAGAUGUGCUGUCAAAUUUUCCAGCAAAAACCUCCUGGAGUCACUCAAAAACUGCGCAUCUUCAGGAAUUGCAUCCACCCCAGUCACACCUCUGCUUUCAUCUAUACCCCUAAAAGGAAAGAAUUAUUUUGUCAUCACAGACAAUGGACCUGGUCCUUCCUCACAAAUGCGCCAAACACAGAACUGAUGGGCGACAGGGGCCGUUUCUCAAUGUCGAGUAUACCUGCUGCAGAGCCACUAGUUCAAGUAUACUAUGUCAUUGAGUGGCGCCGAAGGACUGUUUAAAUGCAUGUUUAAUGCCCAGCUCCAUCAUCGGCGCCACUCGAUGACGUAGUAUACUUGAAAUAGUGGCUCUGCAGCAGGUUUACUCGACAUUGAGAAACGGCCAGGAACUUGAUUUUUAAAGGAGUCAAAGCAUGGCGCCAUGUCUGGACAACCCAGGGUUUGCUUUUAUUGUUCUAUCCUCAAUCUCCUUGUUCAAGAGCCACUGCCCCUCCAAGAUCUGUAGCAAUUAAUGUACCUUUAUUACCCAGUUGCAAAUAUCUUAUUAGUUGACGAUCGAUAAUUGUCUUUUUUUUUUUUUGUGCAAGAAUGUUAUUUCUAGGAAAUAUAUGUCCCAAAUUGAAUAUAAUGCUGUAACAUUGUUUUGUGGAGUAUCGGCUUGUGAGAGUGAACUUUAGUAUUCACGCUCCUCAUAAUUUGGCGUUUAAAGUCAAUGUCACAGGGUUUAUUUAAGCUCCAUUGUCUCAGCACAAUGUUUUUAAAGGAUACGUUAAAACUUUUUUCAGGUUUGUCUUGAAACUGUACUUGCAUUCCCAUAUGUGCAUAGAUAAGUUACUGGAGUGUCCUGUGCAAGCUGGCCACAGAGAGAUUAUUCUCAUCACAACUACAGUGUGAUCAAAAUACCCAACGCUCAUAAGAUUUAGCCAUGUCAAUUGAGUAUUUUCCAAAUGUAAAGUCUAUGUUGUCAAUAGCCCCCCAUGUGUAACCCACAAGGACCCCUCCUUUUGUUAUACGGUAGAUCUGUGAUACCUCCCUUUAACAAUAAAAUGAAAACAGGCUGUUAUAAUAA